Molecule: messenger RNA, 2388 nt
Organism: Macroventuria anomochaeta
Lineage: Eukaryota; Fungi; Ascomycota; Dothideomycetes; Pleosporales; Didymellaceae
Exons: 6
Coding region: 214-2388 (724 amino acids)
Biological process (GO): DNA-templated transcription; regulation of DNA-templated transcription
Molecular function (GO): zinc ion binding; DNA binding; DNA-binding transcription factor activity, RNA polymerase II-specific
Source: RefSeq, a predicted model, not a curated record
CGUCGUGUCGGAUUGCGUAGCCCCACCGUUAAUCAAUCACUCAACGAUCAACCACCCAACGUCGUCUUAUCGCCGGCGGUCCAGCAGGCGGGCAUCCCUGACUGCAAGCGGUGGUCCUCGGCACUAAUCAACUAUCGCCAUCUGCUCAACACAGUCUGUCAAAUUAGUACCUCCGGCUCAGCAGGCCCUGUGCUUUCCUGCUCCAUCCAAGCUAUGGACGUUGAGCACCCAAGGCCCACCAAGAAGCGCCAUUUGGCGGCGGAAGAACGACAGCGAGCGGUUCGCGCCUGUGGCGAGUGUCGCCGCCUCAAGGAGAAAUGCGAGGACGGGAUGCCCUGUAGGCGCUGUCGCCAUUUACGCAGGCCAUGUGAAUUCAAUCUUCUGCCUACUACGGUGGACAAGCGAGCACCCGACUUUGCCGGCUCGGUCAAAGAGCUGAGGGACCGCUUGCGAUACAUGGGAUUUAUCCUCAAACACCAUUUUCCCAAUCUCGCCUUGGAUACCGACUCUCUGCGACGCACAUGCGAUGCGCUGUGCGCGCCGACUCUACGACCUGACGAGAACGAAACGACCGUCGAGUCGCUCGAGCCGCGCGCAAAUGCGCAACAGUCUGACAGCCCUGGGAUUGACGACGAGGAUUGCACCAUCGACUACGUAGACAACACUACAGUUCACUAUUCUGGCGAAUUCUCUCACUGGAACUUCUCCAUGCACAUCAAGCGCAAUAUAGACGAACUGAUGGUCAAAUCCAAUGUGCCGCGCUUGGAAAACGUCAACCGCGUACCAGUCUUCAUCCGCGUCGGCGAGGCAGACCCGGCCUCGACUUCCAUCUCCGACAUAAUUGCCAUUCUUCCACCCCGCCCUGUAACCGCUUUUUUGACUAAUGUCUUCUUUAAGCAUGCCACAAGCUUCUACUAUUAUGUAGAUCGACGCUGGCUGGACGGUAUUUUAGACCACAUAUACACAAAUGUGACCGGGCUACGCCCAAAAGACGUUACCGCAGUAUGUGUGGUGCUGAUGGUGCUGGCAGUUGGAACCCAAUACGUCCACUUGGAAUCUCCCAAACGACACAGUGGGCGCAGCACUGGCGUUUCACCAAGCUUCGAUACCCAAAAUAACUGGGAGUUCGACAUUGGAUCCACCUUUUACCGUCAAGUUUCAAAGCUUCUUUCGGAAUUCAUUCACACUGGCUCGCUACUCAGCGUUCAGGUUAUCCUGCUUCUUGGUCUUUAUGCCCUACCCAUCGACGCCUCCGGACUGAGUUACAUCUAUUUAAAUUUGGCCAUUAAGGUAGCCAUACAAAACGGCAUGCAUCGAAAGACCUCUCGUACCGUUUUUGAUGAGAGCACCAAAGAGAUCAGGCUUCGCAUUUGGUGGACGGUGUACUCUGAAGCAUUCCUCCACGAAAUAUCACAUCUUAGAACCUGCACAAGAUCUGAGAUUGGGACUAUAUUGAAUCGUAUCAAGCGCAUGAAGACGAAUCUGCGAGGACAGUGGUCACCUCCUCGCGGCGAUGCAAUAUCAACAUCCACGGCAGACCAAACAGUGCAAUCGAAAUCCCGCGCGGAGAUUCAUUCUCAGUUGGAAUACUGCCUGUUGAAUAUGUUCAUCGGGCGACCAUUCAUCCUGGCCCAUCGUCAACUACGGGCCGAUGUCCAUUUCAAAGGGGCCAAUGCUGUACCGGGACCUACAGAAGCACCACGAACAAAAGCAGCCGAGUCGCAUGUGCAGUGGGAAUUUUUGGUCCAGGACUGUGUCGCGGCUGCGAUGGAGGUCAUCGGCAUCUGUCAUACCCUGCAGACGGGGGGCAUCGGCCUCGCAAAGUCGUCCUAUACCGAAUACAGUUCCUGUCGUGCGGCCCUGCUGGUCUUGAUUGCCUACAGCAUCUGUUACCGUACGAACGAGUUCUCUAGCACCUUACAGAAAGGUCUUGAUGCGAUCAGAGAAAUGGCUUCGGUGGGUGAUUCAGCGCGCUCAGAAGUCUGUCUCCUUGAGACAUUGGAAGCGGCGUUGCAUCGAAUUCACAUGUUCGAUCCAAUACCGGGCCAACCCACAGUUACAGGAACGAAAAACUCGGCGCAAGAGGGUUACGAAGGUUUUGUCAACUGGUACACGAAAUUAGGAGGCUCCACAAGUUCUUGUGCCGGACUCUCGGCAUGCAACGGUGAUGAUGCAAAAGGAGUGAAAGCGCAAAACCGAGAGCCUCGUCCGCAGGCAGGACCAAACAGAAGUGAUCCAGCGAUGACCAGCAUGCAAAGCGACCUAUUCGUCGAUGAUUAUCCAUUCGAUUUUGAUUUACUAAACUCGGUUGGAAACGUGGCUUUCCUUACGCCAGACUUCAACGAACAUGGCUAUCCAGAGAGAGAAUUGUUUGUUAAUCUUCUGUAG